Messenger RNA from Anopheles gambiae (African malaria mosquito), 4111 nucleotides. RefSeq lists its product as uncharacterized. The transcript is spliced from 8 exons. The record is from RefSeq and is a predicted model, not a curated record. Gene Ontology annotation, biological process: carbohydrate metabolic process. Gene Ontology annotation, molecular function: beta-glucosidase activity; protein binding. Bases 182 to 3739 code for a protein of 1185 amino acids. NCBI's taxonomy places the organism in Eukaryota, Metazoa, Arthropoda, Insecta, Diptera, Culicidae.
CGAGCGUAACGCAAAGGGUUCGCCGCACGCGGGCAGCUUUGACAGCGCCAACCGACAAUAACACCGCGGUGCGUACCCAUUAGCACGUGCGCUCAAUGUGCGAGCCGAUUUGUUGUCGUUCAAAGCAGUGCAGAUUUGUUUUGCCUCGGUAAGUUAAGCCUCCAGCAGCAAAUCGACCGAGAUGACGGACUGCGUUGAGAUCGCGCUGACGAGCGAUACCGCCGCCCAGCACUGGAGCUGCUGCGUCUGGGACGUGCGCACCGGCACGCAGCUGAUGACCUACCGGAACGGUGGGCCGGCCGGGCCGAACACGCUGCACCCGGUCGGCAAUCAGUGCGUGGUGGCCGGCAACCUCACCAAACCGCUGCUCACGUUCUGGCCGAUCAACCGGCAGGAGCCGUCCCACGUGAAGUACAUGCUGCCCGGGCCGCCCGGCGCGGUGGCCGUCUCGCCCGACGGCAACCACUGUCUCGUCGCACACGGGCACUCCUUCACGCUCUACAGCCUACCCACCGGGGCCAGCCUGGCCUCGAUCGCGCACCACUACGGCAAGGUGACGGUGCUGCGGUUCACCGACGACGGGUCGCACUUUGUCAGCGCCGGCCAGGACUGUCGGGUGGUGGUGUGGAGUUUGGCCCGCACCGUCCAGCAGAAGGACGCGGGCCGGAUGCUGUACGAGCUGGCCGACUUCACGCUGCCCGUGUCGGACGUGCUGGUGGGAAAGGGCGGCCUGAAGGCGCUGCUUGCCGCCGUCUCGCUCGACCGGUCGGCCAAGCUGUACGAGCUCGGCACCGGGCGGCUCCUGCUAAGCGUCCUCUUCCCCGUCGCCCUGUCCGCGGUCGCACUGAACGCGCUCGAGUCGGAGCUGUUCGUGGGCGACCGGAAGGGGCUGGUGUACGCGUGCAAUCUGCAAUCGGUGCCGCGGUCGCGCGAGGUCCACCUGCAGCAGGACGUGCUCGAGCGGUGCGUGUUCCGGGGGCACCGGAAAGCCGUCACCUGCCUGUCCGUGUCGCUCGACAACGAAACGCUGCUGUCCGGCAGCGAGGACGAGUCCGUGAUCGUGUGGCACGUGCGGACGCGCCAGCAGCUGCGGGUGAUACCGCACCGGGCGCCCGUCACCAACGCGUUCUUUCUCGUGACGCCGCGCGCCAUGUUCGAGCAGACGCGCGACCUGCCGGUCCCGUACCCGCCGUUCCAGAAGGUGGUCUGCACGCGGCAGGACCGAGAGCGGGCCGUCUUCCUGCUGCCGGCCCAGAAGCGUUCGCUCCGGGAGCGGUCCGAGGAGGGACCGGCGCCGGUGGCUGUUGGCGGCAUCAGCAGCAGCAGCAGCAAGGGGACGGAGAUCGAGGUGCUGGAGCAGGAGGUGCAGCGGCUGAAGGCGAUCAAUCGGCGGCUGUACCAGCAGAGCAUCCGGGCGAUCACGAACGAGGCGGAGCCGAUCAUGUGCCGCACGUUCAUGUCGAUCGCGUUGAUCGGCUUGAACUCCUUCAGGCGGAACCGCCGGCUCUGGAUGAAGUACUCCACCAGGGACGAGGUGCUGUUGAGCGUCCACUGCGUGACGAGCCCGGCCAUGUCUGCGCUGACCAUCAGGUCCUGCUCCUCCUUCGCGAACUGGAUGUCCGUGACGGGGGUGGUGUGGGCGUCGCACAGCGCCGACGCACCGUACGGCUUCCGGAUGUCCCACAGGAUGAUCGUGCCACUCUCGAGCCCGAUUGCCACCUGGAAAGGGAGAGCGGGGAGGUACUGGUCGAAGGCGGACACGCCGGUACAGGCCGACCGCACCCCGCCGUUCGUGUGCAGAUCGUGCAGGUUGUACGUGUGGGUGAAGUCGUACGACAGCCGCGACUCGCGCCCGACGAUGUCGCCCGUCACGCCAAACUUGGCGGUCGGCUGCGGCACGAGCGGCACGCCGGUGUCGUCCUCGUCGGUCAGCCGGUCGUGCACCAGAUUCCACAGCCGGACCGUGUUCACCCGCUCGCCCCAGCUGCCGGUCACGAAGAAGUGCUCGUCCUCCGUCUGGUUCGGCAGCCAGCGCACCCGGGACAGGCGCAUCUUUCCGGCCGAUCGAGCUACACCGCACCACUCAGUUUGCAUCGUGAAGUGGUGCAGUUUAGAAAGCGACAUGAAUCGUUGCUGGCAAUGGUGUGUCGUGUUGGUGUUGGUUUAUGCUGCCCACUGCCAGGGCUACAUCACGACGGGCAUGCCGACGCUGAUUGAGCGGGACCGGGACCCGGUCGCAUCGUUUCCGUACCCGCUGCGGCUGGCACUGGGGCAGCGUCCGUCGCCCCCACCGUACAACGGUACCGAGCAGGAGCCGGGCGACGAGCUCAAGUUUCCGGCAAACUUUCUGUUCGGUGCCGCCACCGCGGCGUACCAAAUCGAGGGCGCCUGGAACGUGGACGGCAAGGGCCCGAGCGUGUGGGACACGCUGACCCACACCCAUCCGGAGCUGGUAGUGGACGGGGCCACCGGUGACCGGGCGGCCGACUCGUACCGCCUCUACAGAAGCGACGUCGAGGCGCUGGGGAAGGUCGGGUUCAACUACUACCGCUUCUCGAUCGCCUGGUCCCGGCUGCUGCCCCGGGGCGACCAGUCCUCCCUCAACCAGGGUGCGGUCCGCUACUACAACGCGCUAAUCAACGAGCUGCUGGCGCACGGGAUCGAACCGGUCGUGACGAUGCUGCACUACGAUCUGCCCCAGUACCUGCAGAACCUGGGCGGGUUCGCGUCGCCACUGAUCGUGGACUACUUUCGCGAGUACGCCGACACGCUGUUCUGGAAUUUCGGUGAUCGGGUGAAGGUUUGGAUCACGCACAACGAACCGUACGACUUUUGCGUGGAGGGAUACGGGACGGGCAGUACCGGGCCGCUCGUGUACGCGACCGGCGUCGGCGAAUAUCUGUGCGCCCAUCACGUGCUGCUGAGCCACGCGGCCGCCUACCAGCUGUACAAGGAGCGGUACCGGUCGCGGCAGCGGGGAAAGAUCGGCAUAACGCUCAGCGGACGUUACUACUAUCCUGCCACUAACGUCACGCCGUACGAUACCGUCGAGCGUGCCCUACUGUUUCAGAUCGGUUGGUUUGCCGAGCCACUGUUCGGCGAGGACGGCAACUAUCCCGCCGUGAUGGUGGACGAGAUCGGCCACAACAGCGCACUGGAGCGCCGGUCCCAUUCCCGCCUGCCCAGCUUUACCAGCGCGGAGCGGCUGCUGGUCCGGGGCAGUGCGGACUUCUUCGCCUACAACUACUACUCCAGCCGGCUGGUCGACCUGGACCGGGCGGAGUACAAUGCGGCGGAGCCGCCGGCCUGGCGCCGGGACGCGCGCAUCCUGCAGUCGGUCGACCCGGGCUGGAGCCGGGCCAAGUCCACCUGGCUGUACGUGGUGCCGGAGGGCCUGCGGGGCGUACUGAACUGGUUCCGGAGGCGCUACCGCAACCCGACCGUGCUCAUCACCGAGAACGGCUACUCGGACGACGGCCAGCUGGACGAUGCGGCGCGCAUCGACUACUACGCCCGGCACCUGAACGCGCUGCUGACGGCGAUCGUGGUGGACGGGUGCAAUGUGGCCGGCUUCACCGCCUGGAGCAUCAUCGACAACUUUGAAUGGUUGCGCGGGUACAGCGAAAAGUUUGGACUGUUCUACGUCAACUUCAGCGAUCCGCAGCUCCAGCGAGUGCCGAAAGCUUCGGCCGACUUUAUGCGGCGUGUCAUCAGCACCCGCACCAUUCCAGCGCACUAGCCAAUGGACGGAAGUGGUCUAACGGUUGGGCAAAUAAUUUGAUUUAUUAAGCAUGACAUCUGCGAUCGAAGCUCCCGCACGCGACUCUAUUUGCUCAAAUUAGUUCGCGCUCAAAUUGCACUUGAAGAGCAUCAGUUUGUGUUGGGUUUCACCGCUACGGUUUGGGCCGAGUUUCAGCAUAAUAGACAAAUCAGUAAAUUUUGUAGAAUUAUGACUGCGACCAUAUGGUUUGAUGUGCGUAUAUUGCAGGGUUUACAAAUAAUAGAAGAUAGAAGAUUAAUAAAUGAUUCAGCUCUAAACGCUCUCGAACAAAUACCUCUCUAAACAAGUAAAGUCUCGCAUAUAGUGCGAUAUCAUUUGUGUCUCAAGAUA